Messenger RNA from Amoebophrya sp. A25, 4521 nucleotides. NCBI's taxonomy places the organism in Eukaryota, Dinophyceae, Syndiniales, Amoebophryaceae. The record is from the annotation of a GenBank genome assembly.
GCAUGGAAGAAAUUGAGCCACCUCCAGGAGUUGAUCUUAUGGUGGUAGAAGCGUCAUAUUGAUUAUGUCUAGUGCUUAAAACCGUUUUUCCUACCUGCGGAUUCCAGUCUAGUUCUUCAUCAUAAUUUCUCGGUUGUGAUAAACUGGGAUCCAUAGUGAUAGGAAAACUAAUCACUACAUCUAGGCACUCAUAGAGCUUCUCGUCUGUGCUACUAUACUCCAAUGUAGUCCAACUACAACUUUAUAGGACGAGCAGCUUUUACAUCUAUUACAGAUCGAAGCUCUUAGUGAAUUUGAUCACUUGAAGUUAUCCUUAUCGUUCCCUCAAUUUCCAUUGGUAUACUACUUACUUACGAUUUAUAAUUAUGGUCAUGUCUUUUAGUUUUAGAUGCAAGAUUACUUCGUAUUCUUUCCCUACCGUGCUGUCUGUGAGGCCUUACGCAGGUUCCUCCCUACAGAAUGCUUGCAUAGGUGGAAGUCCCUAUGUAGAAGCAAUAACAUGAACAUGCAUCCUUUCCCUUCCUGUUGUAAUUAUUCUUGUAAAGACCUAGAACAAGAACUUCUACGCGUGAGCUAGAACUACGCAUGAUCAAGCAGGAGGUGGCCCUCGUACCCUCUUUUCUACUCUACUAAUUUUAGUUGGCACCCAUUUUGGUUUUAGCGCGGGAACAUUCGACCGAAAUACAAACCUAGUGCAACUCGAAGCUAUCUGGAGAUAUGCUCUUGUUCGCGAUCUGCGCGACCUUGGGAUCAGACGGCGUACGCGCUUUCUCGGACCAUCGACUGAUGUUAAAGAUCGCCAAGAAUAUAACAUAAACGUGCUGUUUGAUGCUCGGCCAGACAGACAGAGCUACAACCUACUCGGCCAUAAUGCUUUUGACGUAGCAGACCUCGGCAAGAGAACAGGAGAGCAAGAACUACGAGGUAUAUUUUUCUCUUCUUGAUGAUGCUGUAAUUCUUGUAUGUAGGACACCAACAGCAAUACCAAUAGGCGGCGAAACGUGGGCGCCCUACUCUAUCCUAUGCUACUCUAUUCUAUCCUAUUCUAUCCUAUUCUGUCCUAUUCUGUCCUAUUCUAUCCUAUUCUAUCCUAUAUUAGUAUUUAUAGUAUUAGCAAUUGCCAGAAAUCUCUUAAGGGGCUGCCUUAAGGAGCUUCCUUAAGGAGCUCCGUUAAGGAAAUCAGUUUCCUUAAAGAAUUUUUAUUAUAAAAAGUUAUUAUAACUUUCCUUAAGAGGAAAAAAAUUUCCUUAAGGAGCUCCCUUAAGGACAAGCUGUUAUAAACUUAGGCUAAUAACAGCGGCUCCUUAAGGACCUUGCUAGUGCUACGAGUUCAAAGGUGUCACGAACGUGCUAGCGUGUUCGCGGCUGUUAGUUUGUAGGCUACUCACGUACACCAGCCACACCCGCAGCAAGACACUACGCGCCCACCCCUAGCGAAUCGCCCCAACGAACUGCCAACCGUUACCCUUGUCAUAUAUCGCCCAGCGCCUUCGCUUUUUUUCAAAAACUUCAGGGAGGUCAUUCAAAUACAGAGAAAACUGAACGACCUCCCCGAAGUUUUUGGGAAAAAGUUAGCUCGCUCCCCUUCCGCGACUACCUUCCGCGCACAGCAAUCGACCACGGCACAGGAGCGCGCGGCAGCCCUUGGAGAUGGUUGACCAGUAUACUUCUAACCAGCACAAAAGCGGGAGAAUUGUAAGGGAGAGGGUGAGCACUUGAAAAGGUAGAGGCUGACGAGCGUGAUCAUAUUGAUCGGCGAGAAGGCCAAAGAAAUACACUCAUCUCGGCGCUUGAAAGUCGCAGCCGUGGAGGAUGUCGAUGGCUGUGAGAAUGAUAGCCGUGAGCACUUGCGUGUCUGAAGGGUGGACCCUGGUGAGCAUCAUCAUACCCAUGAGAAGGCCAAAGGUGUGCAACUUUGCGCGUGAAAGUCGAAGCCGUUGAGGAUGUCGAUGUCUGUGAGAAUGAUAGCCGUGAGGACUUGCGUGUCUGAAGGGUGGACCCUGGUGAGCGUCAUCAUAUCCAUGAGAAGGCCAAAGAUAUACAUCUCUGUGUAUGAAAGUCGAAGCCGUUGAGGAUGUCGAUGUCUGUGAGAAUGAUAGCCGUGAGGACUUGCAUGUCUGAAGGGUGGACCUUGGUGACCGUCAUCAGAUCAACGAGAGGGCCAAAGACAUACAUCUCUUUUUGUGAAAGUCGAAGCCGUUGAGGAUGUCGAUGUCUGUGAGAAUGAUAGCCCUAGCCGUGAGGGCUUGCAUGUCUGAAGGGUGGACCCUGGUGAGCGUCAUCAUAUCCAUGAGAAGGCCAAGGGUAUACAUCUCUGUGCUUGAAAGUCGAAGCCGUUGGGGAUGUCGAUGCCUGUGAGAAUGAUAGCCGUGAGGACUUGCAUGUCUGAAGGGUGGACCCAGGUGAGCAUCAUCAUAUCCAUGAGAAGGCCAAAGAUGUACAUCUCUGCGCUUGAAAGUCGAAGCCGUUGAGGAUGUCGAUGUCUGUGAGACUGAUAGCCGUGAGAACUUGCAUCUCUGAAGGGUGGACCCUGGUGAGCGUCAUCACAUCCAUGAGAAGGCCAAAGAUAUACAUCUAUGCGCUUGAGUGUCGAAGCCGUUGAGGAUGUCGAUGCUUGUGAGACUGAUAGCCGUGAGCACUUGCAGUUCUGAAGGGUGGACCUUGUGGAGCGUCAUCAUACUCAUGAGAAAGCCAAUGGCAUACAUCUCUGCGCUUGAAAGUCGAAGCCGUUGGGGGUGUCGAUGUCUGUGAGAGUGAUAGCCUUGAGCACUUGCGUGUCUGAAGGGUGGACCCUGGUGAGCGUCAUCACGAUCACAUCCAUGAGAAGGCCAAAGGUGUACAGCUUUGCCUGUGAAAGUCGAAGCCGUUGAGGAUGUCGAUUUCUGUGAGCAAGUAGAUAAGGGCGGACCCUGGCGGGCGUCAUCAUGUCCAUGAGAAGGCCAAGCGCAUGCAUCUCCGUCGGUGAAGGCUGAAGGCUGAGGACGUCGAUGCCUGUGUGUGAGAAUGAUAAAUGUGGGCCAUUGGUUGCAUGUCUGAGGCGCGGACCGUGGUGGGCGUCUUGCGUCAUGUCCAUGAAACGGCCAAGCUUAUAGACACAUGCCCGCGCCUGAAGGUUGGGGCUCAGCUUCUGCCUCUGCGCAUAGAUAUGCCCAGGCGUGGCUUUCUCAUGGGCCUCGUCCAACCAUGACGCUCGCCAGUGUCAGCCUUUUGCCAUCCCAUGGGUAUGCUAUGCUUUGGGAUUCUCCUGGACAUGAUCACACUCAAAAGGGCCCAACCUCUGUGCCUACAUAUGUCCAAGCGUGGCCUUCUCAUGGACUCCAUGACGCUCAGCGGGCCAGCCUUGGCGCCCAUUGGCUUGCCCCUAGCAAGCAAGUUGGCCAAGGCAGUAGCCAUAGCGGUAGUCUCCUCACUAGCCUCGCCACAGUGGGGGCCAGCUUCACAGCCUUGGCGAGCAGACUUGGCGACUUUUUUCGUUUGUCUUUCUGUCUCUUAGUAGUCAACCUGUCUAGUUGUUAACCUAUGCCCAGCGCAGCGGGCCCUUGAUGGGCCCGCUUUCUGGGCAUGUAUCCUAUAUUCUAUCCUAUAUUCUAUCCUAUAUUCUAUCCUAUAUUCUAUCCUAUAUUCUAUCCUAUAUUCUAUCCUAUAUUCUAUCCUAUAUUCUAUCCUAUAUUCUAUCCUAUAUUCUAUCCUAUAUUCUAUCCUAUAUUCUAUCCUAUAUUCUAUCCUAUUCUAUCCUAUCAAGAACGAGCAUUAGCAGGGGAAUAAAGGAGGAGUUAAGAAUUUAUAUAGUUAUAAUAGAGUGUUCGUUCAGGUCACCGAUUCAUCCUCGGAGUCGAGCCAGGUGCAGGGGGGCUUCGAUGUGCAGGAUUCACAACCUAACCUAAGCUAAUCGCUCGUUCCUGACGGAUGAUGUCGGACGUUGACCUUGGUGAGCUAGCACCCAUAGGCAAGGUCAACGACUCCGUUCCGAUAUCGUCGCGAGCACCUAGCUUUCCCCUUUCUUCCUGGUGGGACUUUAUAUUAAGUCCUAUUCGUCAUCUCCUUUAUAUGAAGUCCUCACUAGGUCUAAUUUAGCUUAUCUCCUUCUAUAAUGUCUUUGAGUCUUAGACUCUUCCUCAUACACAAGCAUAUUAGCCAUCCUCAAUCUUUCAAACCAAACGUCAUAGGCAGAACACAACAAACAAAAAUGUCCUGUUGCAGCGAAGCAGCCUCUCCAUCCUGUGUUCGGGAUGUGAAAUAUUUUUUUCGAGUAUCUAAGGUUAACAGGUAAGCCUAACUAUCCUAUGCUAUCAAUAGUAUUCUAAUACUUGUUGACAUUACAACCUUAACCGUGGAUAGUAGUGCUACUUGAGACGCGAAUGAAUGAACAUCAAAAAGCUUCUUAUUUUGAUUGAUUCUUGGAGUCAUUUCAUACUCAGUAUGAUAUACUAGAAUAAUGAAAUUCUUCGGUCUACUUAGACUAUCUUUCAACCCUUCUACAACAGACAAACGCUGGAGCAGCGCUUCGAGAAUUGCAGAGGC